UAGUCACCAGUCUUGGUUCUAGCAUGCGAUAUCUGUACCUUGCGACACGCCCUAAGUUCCAGACGCGUCGUCCCUGGUGGCGAGCCUAUCUAGGGCAACGAGCCCUCUAGAGGCUAUAGCGUGGUUGAGUCAGCUUCUUCGUUCGCGGGCUGUCUCGCCUCCUCUCUGAAGCUACUCUCUCAGUCUGCACCCCUUGCUGUCGGCGAUACUCUUCGGUUCUACACGCCCAAAGCAGUGCCUUAGGGUUGUUGGUUGUUGCCGCCAUGGCCUCUCCCUCCCAUGGUCAGACUGCUUCACCAACCACUCAUCACCAGCAUCACCACCGUGCGUCAGCCAUCGCGAGUGUGUGCGAGCAGCUCUACUCCCGCGACCUUCGCCAGUCGCACCCGUUCGCUGACCUCGUUCACAGCCACGCGCGCCUGCAGUCGCAGGCCGCCACGUGGCAGCGGCAGUACGACGCGGAACGCGUGCGCGUGGCGAGCCUGCAGGAGGAGAAGGCGGCGCUGCUGGCGCAGCUCAUGGCGGUUAACGAGUCCACCGCCAGUGUAUGCGUUAGAAGCACCGUCUCCGACGUCAUCGUGACGUAGAUUCCGCCCCUGUCAACAUGGUGUCUCAAUCUCUCCACUCAAUUCAUCCCGUGCCACCAAUGCAUGCCACUUCCCUGAAACAACCGCGUUCGCUCCCCCAUUGUUUCCCUCCUACAGGCCACACCCACACCCACACCCACACCCACACCCACACCCACACCCACACCCACACCCACAUCACCCCCCCCAACACACAAGACAGUCCGAGCAGGUGACGUCGCUGCAGCAGCGCGUGGAGCAGCUGUCCGCGGACGUGGCGGCGAGCGGGCGCACGGCGGCGCAGGCGAGUGGCGAGCUGGUGGCGGCGGUGGCGGCGGUGGCGGCGUUGAGGGACGACGCGGGCAUCAAGGCGGAGCGCAUCCGCGCGCUGGAAGAGCAGCUCUGCACGGCGCUCGGGGCAGCGGGUGAGCUGCGCGCGGCAGUGCAGCACAAGGAGGCGGCCAUCGAGCUCGCAGCAGCGGAGGCAGCGGCGUGCCGCGCAGAGGUGCGCGCAGCGGAGGAGCGGGCGGCGGGCGUGGAGCGCGAGAACCGCAUGCUGGUGGACCGCUGGACCACGCUCAAGCUGCAUCAGGCUGACACACUCAACGAGGCGAAUCAGCUGUACGAGGACCUAGUGGAGCGCACACGAGCGUCCUCCCGCACCCUCCAGCACCUCGCCUCCCAGCAGCCCGACGGCAUUCUGCAGCUCGCCGAGCCGGGCGUCUCCCCGCACCUCAUCUCCACGCACGCGCCCUCACGCGCCCUGCGCUCGCAGCGCUGCCACGAGGGCGCAUGCUGCGCGCUCGCGAUGAGCGUGGCGGGCGACCGCAUCGUGACGGGGGGGGAGGACGGGGUGGUGAAGGUAUGGGAUGCGCACCGGGGCGCGCUGCUCGAUACUGUCAGGGGGUGCCUGGGGGCGGUUAUGGAUCUGGCUGUGCUGGGGAGGGGGGGAGGAGGAGGAGCAGAAGGGAGGAGGCGCAGCAGCAGCAGCAGCGCAGAUUCGCCCCCGGCACCCCACCACAGCUUUUCUGCUCUUCUAGCAGCGUCCACAGACCACAAGCUCUACCUAUGGGAUGCUGCCACGUGGCAGGUAAGGCACACGCUCACCGGCCACACGGACAAGGUGGUGGCGGUGGACGUGGACGAGCACAGGGGGGGAGGCAUUACCAGCAGCAGCGGCGGUAGCAGCAGCAGCAGCAGUGCGCGGGCCAUCAGUGCAGCGUACGACCGCACCAUGAAGCUGUGGGACCUGGAGCGCGGCUUCGCCACAGUCACCUUCCUGUGCCACAGCAACUGCAACACGCUGCGCUUCGCCCCCGGGGGCGUCUCCGCGCUCUGCUCCGGCCACGUGGACGGGCAUCUGCGCAUGUGGGACGUGCGCACGGGGAAGCUCGCCAACGAAGUGGCUGCGCACGCCAUGGCCAUCACGUCCCUCUCGCUCUCCUCCUCUGCUGUGGCCGCGCGGCACAGUGGCGGCGGUGCGUCAGCAGCCAGCAUUCACGACCUGGUCACGUGCGGGCGGGACAACAUCCUGCGCGUCUUUGACCUCCGGUCGCUGGCUGCCAAGCAGGUGCUGAGGGGUCCGCAGGGGUUCAGAGUGGCGUCCAACUGGAGCCGUGCGUGUGUCAGCCCGACAGAUGAGUACGUGGCAGCGGGCAGCAUGGAUGGGUCGGUGAUCGUGUGGAGCCGACGCACUGCUGCUGUGGAGCGGCACCUCAAGCCGCAAGCCUCUGUUUCAGGUUCGGGUUUAGGCUCGGGUUCAAGUUCGGGUUCAACUGGGUCUGGUGGGUCUGCUUCUGCAGCAGCUGUGGCGCCCAUUUUGACGACUGUGUGGGGCAGCUGCGGCUUGCCACUGGUCACCGGGGACCGGGUGGGUAUGGUGACCACUUGGGAGUGAGCACAUUGGAUUGGAAAAUGUAUGUAUGUAAUCAGGGACAUACAAGAUUCAGGGAACUAGCUGGUCUGGACGUUAGUAAAAUUCUGUGGGGUGUGUGCAUCAGCUCUCAACUGAAACCGAGUGGAGUGGUGUGCCGGGCCCAAAUUAGCCGGGUGAAAUGCGCUGAUUGCCCUGAUUUUUCAGGGCAUUUUUUCAUUUGGUCUUAAAAAUCAGAC
Closterium sp. NIES-67 is the source of this 2678-nucleotide messenger RNA. Lineage: Eukaryota; Viridiplantae; Streptophyta; Zygnematophyceae; Desmidiales; Closteriaceae. The record is from the annotation of a GenBank genome assembly.